This is a messenger RNA of Arvicanthis niloticus (Nile rat), 3480 nucleotides long. RefSeq names its product leishmanolysin like peptidase (gene Lmln). Gene Ontology annotation, molecular function: metalloendopeptidase activity. Gene Ontology annotation, cellular component: cytoplasm; membrane. Gene Ontology annotation, biological process: cell adhesion; proteolysis. The record is from RefSeq and is a predicted model, not a curated record. Lineage: Eukaryota; Metazoa; Chordata; Mammalia; Rodentia; Muridae.
AUGCAGGCCAAUGGCGAGGCGGCUGAGGGCCCGCCACCUGUCCGCGGCGAGGGCGGGCGGGGAGGCGUCGCACUCCAUGGUAACGACGCCGGCCCGAAGAUGGCGGCCGCUGGGUCUGGAGGAGCGGGCGGCCCGGGACCAGGGCCGCGAGGCCGCUGGGGCGGCUGCCUGUGGGUGCGAGGCGUCCUGCUCGUGCUGGGCGGGCUCCCGGCCGGCGCCGCGGCUGCUCCCGUCUCCCUGGGCACUUCGCCUCCGUGUCGGCAUCGCGUCCUUUCGGACACUGAGGUAAUAAAUAAGGUUUAUCUUAAGCCAAAUCAUGUCACAAAGAGAGAUGCUGAUGGCCAUUUACGAAUCAAGACCAUCUAUGAUCAGAGCAUCGAAGAGUUGCUCCCUGAGAAAAGAUACCUUGUUAAGAACAAACUUUUCCCACAAGCUAUUUCUUAUUUAGAGAAAACAUUUCAGGUUCGAAGACCUGCCGGCAGGAUCUUACUUAGCAGACAAUGUGCGACAAACCAGUACCUACGGAAAGAAAACGAUCCACACAGAUACUGUACUGGAGAGUGUGCAGUGCAUACCAAGUGUGGGCCUGUUAUAGUGCCCCAGGAGCACCUCCAGCAAUGCAGGGUCUGCAGAGAGGGUAAGUGGCCGUGUGGAGCAGUGGGUAUGCUAGACCCCGAGGGCGUGCAGGAUGCAGACUUUGUUCUUUACGUUGGCGCUCUGGCCACUGAGAGAUGCAGCCAUGAAAACAUCAUCUCUUAUGCAGCCUAUUGUCAGCAGGAGGCAAAAAUGGACAGGCCCAUAGCAGGAUAUGCUAACCUGUGUCCAAAUAUGAUCUCCACCCAGCCACAAGAGUUUAUUGGGAUGCUGUCCACAGUGAAGCAUGAAAUCAUUCAUGCCCUGGGUUUCUCGGCUGGGCUUUUUGCAUUCUACCAUGAUGAAGAUGGAAACCCCCUGACUUCAAGGUCUGCAGAUGGCCUCCCGCCCUUCAACUAUAGUCUUGGCUUGUAUCAGUGGAGUGAUAAAGUGGUUCGGAAAGUGGAGAGAUUGUGGAAUGUUCGAGAUAAUAAGAUAGUUCGCCACACUGUGUAUCUCCUAGUAACGCCGCGUGUUGUCGAGGAAGCUCGGAAGCACUUUAACUGUCCAGUCCUAGAGGGGAUGGAGCUUGAAAACCAAGGUGGGAUGGGCACAGAGCUCAACCACUGGGAGAAGCGCUUGCUGGAGAAUGAAGCAAUGACUGGUUCUCACACCCAGAACAGAGUCCUGUCUCGAAUCACUCUGGCAUUAAUGGAGGACACUGGCUGGUACAAAGCAAAUUACAGCAUGGCGGAGAAACUCGACUGGGGCCGAGGAAUGGGCUGUGAAUUUGUCAGGAAGAGCUGUAAAUUCUGGAUUGAUCAGCACAGGCAAAAGAGGCAGGUGCCGAGCCCGUACUGUGACACGCUCAGGAGUAACCCGCUGCAGUUGACUUGCAGACAGGACCAGAGAGCCGUUGCUGUGUGUAACCUGCAGAGAUUUCCUAACCCUUUACCACCCGAGUACCAGUACUUUGACGAGCUGAGUGGGAUCUCUGCCGAGGAUCUGCCGUACUAUGGUGGGUCAGUAGAGAUCGCUGACUAUUGCCCUUUCAGUCAGGAAUUCAGCUGGCAUCUAAGUGGCGAAUACCAGCGCAGCUCCGACUGCAGAAUACGGGAAAACCAACCGGAGCUGUUUAAGAAUUACGGGGCAGAGCAAUACGGGCCGCACUCGGUCUGCCUGCUUCAGAAGUCAGCGUUCAUCAUGGAGCAGUGUGAGAGGAGGCUCAGCUACCCAGACUGGGGCAGUGGGUGCUACCAGGUUUCUUGUUCUCCUCAAGGUCUAAAGGUUUGGGUUCAAGACACUUCGUACCUGUGUAGCCGGGCGGGGCAGGUCCUCCCAGUCCGAAUUCAGAUGAACGGCUGGAUUCACAAUGGAAACCUGCUGUGCCCCUCCUGCUGGGACUUCUGUGAGCAGUGUCCACCAGAAACAGACCCUCCAGCUGCCAACCUGACUCGAGCCCUUCCUCUGGAUCUCUGCUCCUGUUCUUCUAGCCUGGUGGUCACUCUUUGGCUCCUCCUUGGCAAUCUGUUCCCUCUGCUGGCCGGAUUCCUUCUGUGUGUGUGGCACUAGGAGUGGAAAAGUGAACUCUCAAGACGACAGUUUUGUCAUGUUCCCAUGAACAAAGCACAGGACCUGGGUGAUCGCCAGCCCAGGCAGAUGAUACAGACGGCAGACGUGCCGUUCUGACUCUGGCUUGGAAGUGCGUCCACAGUAGGACUGUGAAGAGUGGGUCACCCAGUGUGACUGUUCCGCGGCAGUCACUCCUUACCAGCCACACAGCCACCUCGGAGUUGUGGAGAGGAACUGCCCAAGGCUCCUGAGUUCAUGGAUAUGCAGUCUCCUGGCAGUUCUUCUUUAAUGCCAAGUGGAUGGUGGGAUUUGCUGUGAUCACAUACCUCAGCAUUUGCGUUCAUGAGCAUCAAGGUCACCCAGAGCAGCUGAUGGCCCAGUCCAGAGUUUGACUUGAGGAUCCCAUCCUCCAGAGUACAGAACUGGUCAUCGGGAUUUCAGAUUUCCCACCAGCACUGCACCUGUUUAAAUGAGCAUCUGGAUAUGGUACCCUCAAAUCAAAAAUACCCUCAGAUCAAUGGUAUACUCCUUGUCCGACCGUUCUGCUAAAGCAUCUGACUCGACUGUGUUUGCCUCUCCUGCCAGCUGUGAUGGUUCGCUGAGCUGUUGUCAGUGUGGCAUUAGCCCUCUGCGCCUGGUCUGUGAGCUUGGUGUCCACUUGCUUUUCUCAUUAAUUUCAUAGCAACAUGGAAAACCAACCGUGGGAGAGGAUGAAGUGCAGGGUGCGGUCAGAGGAUUGAAAUCAUGCAAACAGAAGGCGACAUGAUUGCGCUUCAGGUAAUAUUUACACAAACAGUAGUCCAUCAAAACCCAACUGAUCCUUUCUGGCCUAUGUGAAUUUUAAAGGUUUAGACAUGGACAGGCAUGCAGUUACUUCCAAGAGGACUGGGCGAAUUAUUGCUAAAUCACAAAGUUAUUUCAUAGACGAGAAAACCUCAAGUUAUCACAAGGUCAUCUGAAUUGCUUCCUAACAGCAAAGUACAGGUUUGGGGUCGAGCCUGCCCACCGGCCCAUCUGGACUCGGUCACAGCACUUGUGUAUUACCUCUGUUUACAUGUCUGUUUCCUCCCGUGUCUGACACUCCUGUACCACACAGAUUCUGUGAGGCAAUCCUUCUGCACCAGAGCUUACCAACCCUCUUGUAACUUAACUUUGACACUCUCUAAGGAAAAGCAAUGUCCUGGUUUUCUCCCUAAAAAUAAUCAGUUACUGUGGUGUUAGAAAUGGCCUUACGACCAGCAAGAUGGCUUAGUGUCUCAAGGCACUUGCCACUCAGCCUGAAAUCCUGAGCUUGACUACUGGAGACAACAGGGGAGAAGAAAGGGACUGACACCU